This is a messenger RNA of Patiria miniata (bat star), 1704 nucleotides long. RefSeq names its product PRKCA-binding protein-like. The transcript is spliced from 10 exons. The record is from RefSeq and is a predicted model, not a curated record. Gene Ontology annotation, biological process: regulation of Arp2/3 complex-mediated actin nucleation; receptor clustering; positive regulation of receptor internalization. Gene Ontology annotation, cellular component: postsynaptic density; postsynaptic early endosome; neuron projection. Bases 342 to 1619 code for a protein of 425 amino acids. NCBI's taxonomy places the organism in Eukaryota, Metazoa, Echinodermata, Asteroidea, Valvatida, Asterinidae. Gene Ontology annotation, molecular function: protein domain specific binding; protein kinase C binding; phospholipid binding.
AGUUAUCGAACAGUGAAAACCAAUAGAAAACCAAUUGCCAUGUAUGGGACACAUGUCAAUGCAUGUACACACAAAGUGAUAGUCUGAGCUCAUUCUAAGUUGUAGUUUUGUGUCUCCAACUUCCUGAAUACUGUACUGAAGUUUCUCAGCUACAUGUUCUGAAUUGUAAUAUACAUGUAGCAUCUGGUUGUAGUCCUUACACGCGCUGCAUUUCCCGAAUAUAUCUGCGUCGGUUUUAGCAUGGAGGAAGGAAAACAUGGUUUUAGGCAUACAUGAGCUUGUUUGCAAGAUGAUUGACAAUUUAGUGCAAGUGUACACAUAGUGCCAUCAUAUUUCGCAGGAUGACUUUGCAUGGAUUGUUUAGUAUACGCAUGGCGGAAAUUAUGAAGUUAGACUUGAUCAGUGAUAACGAUGGAUUUUCUGCCCUGGAAGACAGAAAGGGCAUGGAGGCCAUUCCGGGGAAUGUUAGCCUGAUCAAAGACAAGCAGAACCUGGUUGGUAUCAGCAUAGGGGGUGGUGCCCCGCUAUGCCCCUGUCUCUACAUUGUACAGGUGUUUGAUAAUACCCCAGCAUCUAAGGACGGCACGCUGGCGUCAGGAGACGAGAUUGUGGGAGUCAAUGGAAAGUCGGUUAAAGGGAGGACAAAAGUGGAGGUGGCUCGGAUGAUACAGGCCAUCAAGUCGGAGGUGAUCAUGAACUACAACAAGUUGCACGCCGACCCCAAGCAGGGCAAGUCCCUGGACAUCGUCUUGAAGAAGGCCAAGCAUCGCAUGGUAGAGAACAUGAGCUCCUCCACUGCAGAUGCCCUGGGUCUCAGUCGGGCCAUCUUGUGCAAUGAUGUGUUAAUUAAGAAGAUGGACGAGCUUCAGGGGACAGCGGUGAUGUACAAGGGCCUGAUGGAACACGCCAAGAAGAUGCUGAAAGCAUUCUAUGACCUCUCCCAGACACACAAAGCUUUUGGCGAGAUCUUCGGCGUCAUUGGUGCCAGGGAGCCCCAGCCAAAGGCUAGCGAGGCAUUCACAGUGUUUGCAGACGCUCACAGGAACAUGGAGAAGUUUGGCAUCCGUCUCCUUAGAACAGUCAAGCCUAUGCUGACCGAUUUGGGUACCUUUCUCACCAAAGCCAUUCCAGACACCCGCCUCACCAUCAAGAAAUACGCAGAUGCCAAGUUUGAGUAUUUGUCCUAUUGCUUGAAAGUAAAAGAGAUGGAUGAUGAAGAAUAUGCUUAUGCUACACUGGGGGAACCACUCUACAGGGUUGAAACGGGCAACUAUGAAUACAGGUUAAUAUUGAGGUGUCGUCAGCUAGCACGAGCCAAAUUUGCCAAGCUGCGGUCUGACGUCAUGGUCAAAUUGGAGCUGCUGGACCAAAAACACGUGCAAGACAUAGUCUUCCAGCUGCAAAGGCUUGUCUCUGCCAUGGCCAACUAUCUGCAAGACUGCCAUCAACAGAUGAAGGAAGCCGAGAUAUUCCCCAUUGAGGUGGAUCUGUUGCGCACCACCAUCAAUUACGACUCCGCUAACCGGUUUGACGACGAUGAUGAAGAUGACGAUGCUGCGGGAGAAGAAGUGGAUGCAGUGGUGGAGGCGGAGGAGGAGCUCAUCUCACCGGCUACAUGAACAAAUGGAUGCAGUGUUGGAAUUGAGUCCAUCACAAGCCCAUCACAAAGCCACCACAAGCCCAUCACAAGCCCAUCACAAGUCC